AUGCCGGAUUAACAUCAUUUCGAGUCGCGUGCGCACCAAUUCCGCUUCUAGUCACCUAUCUCACUCUCACGCUUGCACGGAAUCUCACGCGGCGAAAAGAAGAUAGAACGUAGCCCGUAGAGUGAAAAUUUGUGAAAAUCGUGACCUGUGUGCAGCAGGAUCAGAGAAUGGAAUUUCCUUUCAACGAUUACGAAUGAGCGAAUUACUUCAUGAUUUAGCCUUCAAAUUUUGUGCAAUUUCCACGAAUACAUGGAAUUAGUUUUCAAAUUAUUAAAUUAGUUUCAAAUUGUACUAUUUUUUUUAGGAAAGUGAUAGUCAAAGUGCUUUUUUAGGCAAUAUAUCAAAAGUUAAGUGGUUAACGACGCAAAAAUAGCUGAAGCGAAUAGUGCCCUAGAAAAUGAUUCAUGCUAAACGUUUUCCUUACUAGCAUCUAUUUUGCAGUAACGUGAGUAGUGAAAUCAAGUUUGUUCUAAUUGAAGAAAAUAUGUAGUGUCAAGUGGAGAUUUUUUGCACUAGCUGUAGCUACCAUAAUAGUGAAAAAUCUGUUUCACGGUCACACUGCUGCGAGUCUGGUGCAUACCUGUGAAUUGUAAGAUAUGACAGCCCUUCAAAGCCUGUGAAAAAUCGAUGUAUUCUAAACUAUAGGGAGCUGCAGAGGAUCUAUUUGAAAAAUUGGUUUCUUCUUCGUAACGUUUUCUUUUCACUUUGAAGGUGCUAUUUUUAAAUUAUAGCAUAGCAUCUAUAACAGUGGCAGCCGAAAUCGUCAGAAUCUCGCUCUCCUGCUCUAUACUAUUGUUACGCAACCUGCGGUGGUUUGUCGUACUGCUUAAACAUCAUACGCGGGCACGGAGUAACGCUGUUUUUCGCGGUCACCGCCAUCCCAGUUAAUUCGAGGGGGAUGGCCUAAUGAAAAACAACUGUUGUAGUUUUUGGAAUUUCUGUGUGAGUCGAAUUAAGAGUAAGGAAAAAAUUGUUUGCAUGUUUCAUAGGAAGAGUGAUUAUUUAAAAGUUGAAUUAUUUGCUAAAUAAUGUAUUCAAUCAUAAUUUGUGUAUGAGAAAUGGUGGAAACAAAGUGUUAGACAACAAAUUUACCUUUACUACAAAUAACUGCUAAUUGAUUCACGAGAUGUCGCACCUAUUUCCCAGUGCUAAGGGGGACCAGUUAUGUCCCCUAGGUUUUCAUCCCCAGGUUCGCUGGCCAACUCGUUGCAAACGAUGCUUUCGUGACUAUAAAGAGCACGGGAACAAACGAAAUGGGGAAGACAUUACAGCAUCUACACCGGUCCUUUCUGGCUCGUCCCAAUCGCGUCGCGAUGGUGGUAGUAGCACGAGUUUGGACAAACCGGUGCGGAGCUGGACUUCAACCCAAAAUUUGUACCUACCUAGCAAUGACCGACCCCCAGGCGUUCCACCACGACCAGCGUCUUGGGCAUCGACACCCGAUUUAGAUGAUGUUAUGCAGAAUAUGAAGGCAGAUUUCACUGUUAAUUUGACCCUGCCACGGCGGAGACAUACCACUACAUUCGACAAUCUAGAGGAACUGGAAACGACUGUUAUCCUGAAAAGACCUCCACUACCACCCAUUCUGAAGGUAGAACCAAAAAAGGAUGAAACCAAGAAAGAUCUGGAAAAGGCCGAGGACCAAGGAGUUACAAUCGAGAAGGGAGAUUCCCUUGCUGAGCGAGUUCGUAAGAUGAAUUUGAUGAAACGACAAGGUAGUUCGGAACGAGACAGCCGUGAAAGAUCAGUACCACGAAAAGAUGACGAAGAACAAGUGCCGAAAGUUAUUGUAAAAUCACCUAAAGAAAUCGAACCAGAAAAAGUAGAACGUAAGCGCCGUGUUAGACCCAUUCCAGAAAGUUCUGCCAAAGAUCCGCCUAGCAGACCUCAGCUAACUUUAAGUAAAACGACAAUCACAUCAACGAAGGCUCUCACAGGUUCUACAUUGGCACCUGUAAAGGAGAGACAGAGUGCGAAACCAAGUACCAAUGUAGAAGCUACGAAAGAUUCAACAAAGGUAAUUAGGCGUCGGCGUGUCGACACAGGUCCUUUCGACUCCCCAUCAAAACCAGUUAGCACCCCAGCAACAAUAGCACCACCGUUGAUAUCAAAGCCAGAAUCUCUACACAACAGUAGUGAUGACGUGAAGUUCUUGAUUUCCAUAAAGGAUAACAAAUCAAAAUUAGACGAAGACCUCCAUUCGAUCACAACCGAAACAACUGAAACGACAAUCGUAGAUAAUAGUGAUAAUCGUGAACUACAGGAAGAGAUUGAAAGUCUGAGGCGAGAACUGGAGACUGUGAAAGCUCGCUGCGAUCGAGCCGAACGCGAAAAAAGUGAUAUAUUAUUACGUCGAUUAGCUUCCAUGGACACUGGUUCGAAUAAAACGGCAGCUUCAGAGGCACUGAAGCUACAGCAAAAAGUGAACGAGCAAAAGCAGCUUUUAGAAGAUCUUCAAGAUGAGAAGAAGUUUCUGGCUACGAAGGUGAAAGAACUAGAGUCUGAUAUAAAAAUCCGCGGUGCGAAAAAUGUCGAAGAACAGCUUAGACAAAAACUGGAACAGGCUGAAACUUUGUGUGAAGAAUUGAUGGACGAAAAUGAGGAAAUAAAGCGUGAGUUAAGAACCAUGGAAACAGAAAUUGAAGAAAUGCACGAUAACUUCCGUGAGGAUCAAGCUGAUGAAUAUGCUUCGCUGAAAAAGGAACUCGAUCAGACUACUAAAAACUGUAGAAUAUUAUCAUUCAAACUAAAGAAAUCAGAUCGCAAAAUCGAACAACUUGAAACAGAGAAGGCAGCAUUGGGAGUAAACACCGAUCUUGCAGUGAAAGUUAAACAACUGGAGGAGGAGCUGAGAGUCGCCAACGAAGUUUCCCGUCGAUUGCAGUCGGAAUUAGAUCAAGCAGAAUCGAGCCCGUCUACACCGACCAAAAAAACUCCAACGUUGGGUAAAAUAGGUAAAUCUACGUCGGCAGAUAACAAAAUCUCGCGUGCGUCCUUAACCCGUGGUGGGUCCCAAGAAGACCCUGUGCAGUUACUUCGUGAUCUUCAAGAUUCCCUUGAACGAGAGGCUGACUUGCGUGAACAGCUUAAGUACGCCGAAGAAGAAGCGGAAAAUCUUAGACGAAAAUCAUCUAGGGUGGAAGACGACAACGAAUCCCUUUUGAUGCAACUGAAAAAGAUGGCUACGAAGGCGAGAACAAAAAGUUUCUUCAAUACAGGUAGAAAACUCAGCCCAAGUCCACCGAAUCGUCGUCUAACGGCGGAAGGUCCGCUGGAAAAGGACGAAGGAAUCUCCGAUGAAGAUGACCCGGCAGAACUAAGAUUGCAGCUUGAGUUAAACGAACAAGAAACUGCUGUACUGCGACGGAAAAUUGAGGAAUUAGAAAAAGAGAAUAAGCGAAACCGGGAACAUGUUAAAGAACUACAAGAGAGUUUAAUAUCGAAAACGAAGGAAAUAGACAAACAAAGCAAAUUUCCUUCGUUGCUUGGAUCAAAAAGUAAAGAUCCGCUGGAUGGCAAAAAAAUUAAAGUGAUGGAGGAUGAAAUCAGUGAGUUGAGAAAGAAACUGAUCGAAAAAGAUCGGGAAGUUGAGCGCGUGCAAGCAGAACUAAGCCUCAAUAAAACCAAGGGCGGAAAAGCGUUGACAAAGGCAAAACCCUUAGAUACGAGUUUAACAGACCAACAGGUUGCCGAUCUCAAGCGUCAAUUGCAGGUAGUUGAACAGGAAGCUACUGUUUUGCGGAAGAAAACGCAAACCUUAGAACUGGAAAACGAAAAGUACUCUGCUGAAAUGAAGCAGCUGCAGCAAGAGAAAGCAUCCAGUGAAAAUGCUGCUUCAAUCAAGCUGGAAAACACUAUACAAGAUUUACAAAGAGAAAAGAACGAGAUUGAGGGUAAACUGAAGCGAAUCACCGAACAAUCUUCAAUGGGAUUACCAUCUAGAACUCCCAAGUCUCCCACUGAUAUGCAUUCCAAGUUGCAGUUGAAGAGAAUGGUAGAUGAAUGCGAAAGCGAAAUUUCCGAGCUGCGAGCUAUCGUUGGACGCUCUGGAGCAAUGAGUAUUUCUGCUUUGGAAAACGAGAAGAAAAAGCUGCAAGUCGAACUAGCUGAGUCCAAGGAACAACGAAAUAAAUUGGAAGCUGAAAUAAAAAAGCUGGCUGCUCCGAAAGUAUCCGCAGAGUUACAGGCGAUAAAAUUAAACGAGGCCCAACGCACAGUUCACAAGUUGGAAGAUGAAAACAAAAAGCAGAAUGAUAAAAUCAAGGUUCUGGAGGAGAAAAUAAGCAAAAUUACAACGACUAUGAAGGCUUCUGAAUCGAACAAGGUCACACUAGAGACUCAACUAAAGACGGAGAAAGAUAGAAGCGAAAAUGCGGAAAAGGAGUUGGAUAAACUAAGAAAAGAAAAAACUGAGAUAGAGAGCCGGAUUUCAGGGCUCGAAAAAGACUGGCUAAAAGAAAGGGAGAAAGCAAAAUCUACAAAAGAAAGCUUAGAGAAACAAUUCGAGAUUCUGAAAAGGCAGUCUGCAUCACCAGAUCCCUCGGCAUCGAAAGUUCGAGAAUUAAGCCAGAAGAAUGAUGAAUUAUUGUCUAAAUUGGAAGAAGAAUCCAAAAAGUAUCAGAAACUUGCUUCCAAGAAUAAAACACUUGAAGAGGACUAUGUUCUACAGAAAGCGCAGAUAGAGACGGACAAAGAAAAACUUCAGGAACUAGAAAUUCUAAGAAAAAAACUUACGCAAGCGGAUAACAUCGAGGCACGAUUGGUGAAGGAAAACACAAACCUCAGCCGCAAGCUAGUGGAAAACCAGAAGAGAAUUGCUGAGCUCGAAACUAAUAUCGAGAAUCGCAGUGCUGGUUACGAGAUUGAGAAAAAUCGCCUUAAAAAUGCACUGGAGGACAAACAGCGAGAGUAUGAACAGUUAAUCAACGAGAAUGAAAUGAAUGGAUAUCAAGUAUCACAAAUGAGAAAAGACAACGAUGAUCUUAGAAGCAAAUUGGAUGACUAUGAGAGAAUCGACAAAGCGCAGCGAACACUAAGUGAACAUAAUUCUCAGCUGGAACAGGAACUGAAAAAACUACAAAUUCAGCUGGAAAUGGCAGAAAUGAACGUAAAAUCUGAGGUGGCUGCAACACGUCUGCGUUACGAGCAGCAAGUAACCAAUUUGCAUAACGAGCUCACUGGCCUACAGCGUCAGUGUGAACGUUUCAAACGUGACCGAGACACAUUUAAACAGCUGGUGGAGGCAGCCCAGAAGCAAAUCGGAGACAUGAAGGCGAACCGGCGCAGUUUAGCUUCGGUAACCAGUAGCAGUGAUGACGAUGACAAGUCUAAGAUUGUAGCGCUUGAGCAACAAAUUGGUUGCUUGGAAGAUGAGCUCAGUGAAGCUCGUCUGGAGGCUAGCAAAGUGCGAACCGAACUGAUUUCAGAACUUAGUGCUUCCGAGAUCAAAAUAUCUGAGAUGCAGUCCAAAAUCAACGAACUUGAAGAAGAGAAGAUCAUCAGUGGUGGAAAGAGUAAAGUACCAGGAACGAAGACGAGACUAGAGCUUUCUUGGCAAAAAGAACGGGAAGACUUACAGCGAUUGGUACAAGAAACUUCGACACUGGCCAGAGAUUUACGGCAAACAUUGUUCGAAGUAGAGCGAGAACGGGACAAAGAGAAGCUUGAAUCGCGCCGUAAGAUAGAUCAAAUUAAAAAGACAACCGAAGAGGAAAUUGAGGAGGGUAGAAGGAAAGUUACUGAGCUUCAGAGUGACCUACUGGAACUGAGAGAUGCCCAUGCAAAACUGAGAACAGCCAACGAGAAGCUAAGACGUGAUCGCGAACGUUACGAGCGAGAACGCGAAGGUGUCACUAGACGUCGACUUGAAGUUGAAGGUGAACGAAGAAUAGGAGCUGUGCUCCAAACUGUAGACGAGCUGCUCAGAAUGGCUCCAGAAGUACAGAAGACUGCAACAAAACAAGAAACUAGCGUAACCACUACAAGCACGGGAAAGACCAUCAAUACAAACGCACCCAUUCCAACACCUCCAAUGCGGCACAAGAGUCCUUCACCUGGACCAGGGGGUGCAGCACCGCAGCCCAAAUCGAUAACGUCAGUAUUAGCCAGGCUAGUCGAAGCGUCGGAGGAUCUGAGGCGCUACCAAAGAAUGUGCGACGAGGAAAAAGACAGAGAACGAAUGAAACGUGGUGGUAUGAGGCGGGCUGCUUCCCAGGAGAACGAAUCCGCAGAGGGUCACGCUGGUAGACCGGUUAUGAGAAGCUUGUAUAAGAAGAGUUUAUCAUUGGAUCAAUCCUUGCAAAAUGAACAGCAAGGACUUAUAUGGAAGGAGGGUGAUGAUAGCAUGUCUUCGCUGCAAUCGCUUGACUCAGAGUAUGGAUCACUGAUCCAUAGGGAUUCUAGCUUGGACUCACGAUUAUCGGGUGGUUCUACCCAGAGCGAUAUGCCAAGAAUGAGGAAGAAGAAACGUGGCCUAAUGGGAAAAUUACGCAGCCUGAGCUUAACUAGGAACAAAGGUAGUGAAAGUGAUUUUUCGAUUCAAGGCUCUGAUUCGGAUCUAAGCAUUGCGGGUGAUAUUCGUUCCAGCAAGAGUAAUCUGAAAGGAAAAUUGUCAGGUAUGUUCCGACGUGCCGGAUCAUCUUCUCGAGCAGAUAGCAACGACUCGCUAGACCGGGAAAUGCAACGACCCGUGGCAAUACAGACACUUGGAAAUGGGCCAGCUGCUCUGUUGCAUCCACCAGUACCUCGUCCAGUUUCCACAAGUACACCGCAUUUAGCCAGACAGGCCGGAAAACCCCCCACCCCAUCAAUGGUACCAGCGCAAAGGAGAAGGGUGGCCAUAGGACAAUCACCGCAGCAAGGAGCAGCUAAUUCCAGCUCGCUACCGAAAUAAACAUCAGAUACCGUCACUCCGGUGAAAAUCGCGUCCAAAUAGAAGAAACCGAAUUUAACGUUUUUUGAAUCUACUGCACCAUUCUUGUUUUAGUUGUUAUAAAUUGUUGAAAAUGCAAUAUAAUAAACUUAAAGGAAAAGUAUACGAACGCUUA
This is a messenger RNA of Topomyia yanbarensis, 7046 nucleotides long. Its product is annotated as myosin-2 heavy chain. The record is from RefSeq and is a predicted model, not a curated record. Lineage: Eukaryota; Metazoa; Arthropoda; Insecta; Diptera; Culicidae. The transcript is spliced from 18 exons. Bases 1127 to 6892 code for a protein of 1921 amino acids.